Thamnophis sirtalis is the source of this 1314-nucleotide messenger RNA. Lineage: Eukaryota; Metazoa; Chordata; Lepidosauria; Squamata; Natricidae. The record is from RefSeq and is a predicted model, not a curated record.
AUGUUUAUAUGUCACAAGUACCAGUUGGGACUUUCCGCUAUGUGCUGCGUGGAGUGGCUGAAGAACGAGGAUGUGGUUGAUGCUUCCCAGGACACAAACUUCCUGAUAACCAUCGAUAACAAUCUUAUCAUCAAGCAGGCUAGGCUGUCUGAUACGGGCAACUACACCUGCGUGGCAAAAAACAUUGUCGCCAAACGGAGGAGCACCACGGCCACAAUAAUUGUUUAUGGUAAUGUAGAUGGAGCUUGGACUGAAUGGAGCAAGUGGUCAGCCUGUAGCACCGAGUGCACGCACUGGAGGAGCCGGGAAUGCAUGGCUCCAUCUCCCCGUAAUGGAGGCAAGGACUGUAGCGGCGUCCUGCUUGAUUCCAAAAAUUGCACCGAUGGGCUCUGUAUGCAAAAUAAAAGAUUUGUAAGCGAACCCAAAACUCACCAUACCCCCCAGCUGCUCCACCCUUCAGUGCAGCCUGAUCUAACUGCCAACGCCGGUGUAUACCGUGGUCCUAUGUAUGCCUUGCAAGAUUCCUCUGACAAGAUCCCCAUGACCAAUUCUCCGUUGCUCGAUCCGCUCCCUAAUCUCAAGAUCAAAGUGUAUAAUUCCUCCACAGCAUCCUCCUCCACUGGGAUGCAUGAAGGAGCAGACCUGUUAGGAGCCAUGCCCCCAGGCUCCUUCCCAGGGGACACUCACAGGGAUAACCAUUUCAUGAACCUAAGAAACAAAAGCAUGGGCUCCCAGCAGCUGCUAACUCUGCCUCGAGAUCCUGGGAAUAGUGCCACGGGGACAUUCGGCUGCCUGGGAGGAAGACUCGUCAUCCCUGGCACAGGUGUGAGUCUGUUAGUGCCACAUGGAGCAAUUCCUCAGGGGAAGUUCUAUGAAAUGUAUCUGAUGAUCAACAAAGCAGAGAAUAUUCUCUUUCCCUCUGAAGGCAACCAGACAGUACUGAGUCCCAGAGUGACCUGUGGUCCUACGGGGCUUCUCUUAUGCCGCCCAGUCAUCUUGACUGUUCCACAUUGUGCAGAGGUCACUUCCCCAGACUGGAUGUUGCAGUUGAAAACCCAGUCCCACCAAGGACACUGGGAGGAAGUUGUGACGCUAGAUGAAGAGACUUUAAACACACCUUGUUACUGCCAGCUGGAACCCAAGUGCUGCCAUAUCCUGCUGGAACAGCUUGGAACGUACGUCCUUGUGGGAGAAUCCUAUUCUAGGUCGGCCAUAAAGAGACUGCAGCUGGCCAUCUUCGCUCCCACCCUCUGUACCUCAUUGGAAUACAAUCUCAAAGUAUAUUGCUUGGAGGACACACCUGAUGCUUUGAAG